ACAGGUAACCUUUCAGAUCCGCCUCCGCGGCAGGGAGGAAGGCGUUAUCCUCUGAUGACAUUUCAUGGGAAAUGAAAGAGAAAGGAAACAUAAUACACAUCUCUGAAGGACAACAGCCACCAUCUCCAUCAGAAGCUUCUCAAACACAGGCUGCGCGAUGGACAGAGAGGACGGAGACGGGAAGGAAGCGAAGCAGCGUAAAGACAAAAUCAGAGGAAAGUCCAGUUCUCCUCGAACCACACCAGCAAGACAGAGGCACACAACUCUGCAGAAACAAGCUUCAGAGGAGGAAUCCAAAGUGGUCGAGGAGUCGAUGUCCGCGGAGUUGGACAGCUGGAUCAAACUCAACGCCAAGGGUCUCAAGAUCCGGCAGCUGGACCGCAGGUGGGCCGCAGAGAUGGUCAACGAUUUCCGGGACAACCUGUUGAAAUUCCUGAGGCUGAACAGUGAUGAGCCCUUUCAGUCGGCUGAGUUCCUCAACAGCGGCAGCUACUUUGAGAAGGUCAAGAUCCGCAGCGCCGACGAGUUUGACAUGAUGCUGAAGCUUCGAGUCUCGCCACGUCUCAUGACGGAAGCGCUCGACAACGGCCUCUUCUACCAUAUCCGCCUGGCCCGCAUGCCGCUCCCAGUGAACCCCAUACGGGCCUUUGUUCUUGACGAGCACAUGCUCUCAUCGAGCAAGAUCCUGAGUGAGAUGUAUUGCCUGGUCCGCAAGUUCCUCAAGACCUACAAAGUGCCAGACAGUGACUUUCUCUGGGUGGUGAACAGGAAGCGACCCCGGUCGCCAGCUGUGACUUUGUCCCUGUACAGGAAGGACACCUGCGGGGACGAGUUGAUCUCUGUGGACCUGGUUCCUGCUCUGGAGGUCCAGAGUUGGCCCGUCGGUGUUCGCAGCGGUCCGGAUGUGGACAACUGGCUGGGGAAAAAGUUUCGCCAAGAAAUCAGACGUCUGGCCAUCUUCUAUGUCCCGAAGAGGCUCAAAGGACAAACCGAAAGUUGGAGGAUUUCCUUCUCUCACAUUGAAAAGACGCUCAUCAGGAAACAUGGCAACAAGAAGACCUGCUGUGAGAGCAACAUUACCAAAUGCUGCCGGAAACUGUGCUACAUGCUCCUCAAGUCUCUGAUUGAAGGCCUGAAACUACGUUUCCCAAAAGAACUGGAUCCGCUCUGCUCGUACCACGGGAAGACAGUCUUCCUGCACACCAUGUCCACCAGGUUUGACGAUGCCAUGUGGACUCCCCAGCAGCUCACCGCCUGCUUCCGGGACCUCUUCAGGGCCAUGGAGAGCCACGCUCGCAGGGGCCUCCUCCCUCACUUCUUUGUGCCCGAAUGCAACCUGUUCUCCCCGGCCGUCUUCCCCCCUAAAGCGCUCGCUUUCCUCGUCAGUGUUCUGGAGGAGCAGUGGAGGGAAGGACUGCCCCUGCUGAAGCUUCCAGCUCCUGUCCCACCAAUCAGAGCGAUGAGUCCUUCUGAAGACACCUCGCCUGAGGUGUCUACCGACGUAUCGGCCACGCUGACCACAUUCCUCCCCCUGUUUGCUUUGGCUCUAGUUUUUGUGCUAUUUCUCAAGUUUGGAUUGCGUGUGUAAAUCAGGUGCAAACAGGUAGCCUAAUGAAUCUUAAUUGAUAUAUAGCUAAAAUAUCCUUUUUCCUUGGCGAUAAAGUAUGUUUUAACAAUGUGUAAUGGGAAAGAGAAAAAGCAUGUUUAGAAAAUGUUUUAACUUAUCUCUUGUAGUUCUUUACCAUUGUGAAAAGUAACUUAGGCAUAAAUGGGUUCCUUUCGUUCCUUAAUGCAGUCCUUUGUUCAUAAUUUUGUGUGUGUAUUUGGUUUGCUUUCCUCGUCAGUGUUCUGGAGGAGCAGUGGAGGGAAGGACUGCCCCUGCUGAAGCUUCCAGCUCCUGUCCCACCAAUCAGAGCGAUGAGUCCUUCUGAAGACACCUCGCCUGAGGUGUCUACCGACGUAUCGGCCACGCUGACCACAUUCCUCCCCCUGUUUGCUUUGGCUCUAGUUUUUGUGCUAUUUCUCAAGUUUGGAUUGCGUGUGUAAAUCAGGUGCAAACAGGUAGCCUAAUGAAUCUUAAUUGAUAUAUAGCUAAAAUAUCCUUUUUCCUUGGCGAUAAAGUAUGUUUUAACAAUGUGUAAUGGGAAAGAGAAAAAGCAUGUUUAGAAAAUGUUUUAACUUAUCUCUUGUAGUUCUUUACCAUUGUGAAAAGUAACUUAGGCAUAAAUGGGUUCCUUUCGUUCCUUAAUGCAGUCCUUUGUUCAUAAUUUUGUGUGUGUAUUUGGUACCUUUUGCUUGAAUGUGAAGUGUUUGGUUUGGGUUUUUCUAACUCUCAGUUUACUGUCAUACCUUAUGGAUUAAAUUAAUUAUAUAUUCAUUCCCAAUAAAUUAAAGAUCUUGAGUUAAACUCAGUGUCACACCUUUAUGUAAUUCUUGCAACUCUUCUGUAUUUAAUACAGAAUCAAUGGUGUUGAAGAGAAACAUAUACCAAUAAACAAGGCCAUGGAUUGUUUUAGUAAAAGAUCAUUCCUUUUACUAAAGAUAAAAAUAUCAUUUUCCAGAGCCCAAGCUGACCCUUUGCUUGUAUUGCUUUGCUUGUAAACGAAAGAGAUAUUAAAUUAAAAACGAUUAGUUUACAAAUUACUUUUGCC
Molecule: messenger RNA, 2651 nt
Organism: Gasterosteus aculeatus aculeatus (three-spined stickleback)
Lineage: Eukaryota; Metazoa; Chordata; Actinopteri; Perciformes; Gasterosteidae
Product: cyclic GMP-AMP synthase
Biological process (GO): cellular response to exogenous dsRNA; positive regulation of defense response to virus by host; paracrine signaling
Cellular component (GO): cytosol; nucleus; site of double-strand break
Molecular function (GO): double-stranded DNA binding; chromatin binding; 2',3'-cyclic GMP-AMP synthase activity
Source: RefSeq, a predicted model, not a curated record